Messenger RNA from Desarmillaria tabescens, 1586 nucleotides. RefSeq lists its product as uncharacterized. Gene Ontology annotation, molecular function: glutamine synthetase activity. The record is from RefSeq and is a predicted model, not a curated record. Bases 1 to 1230 code for a protein of 409 amino acids. The transcript is spliced from 8 exons. NCBI's taxonomy places the organism in Eukaryota, Fungi, Basidiomycota, Agaricomycetes, Agaricales, Physalacriaceae.
AUGUCGAUAAGUCAUAUCCAUGGCGUCCAGUACACUCCGUCAACCGUGUCGAAUGCACCGCGUAUCAAAGCUGAAGACCUGGAAACCUUGGGCAUAGCCUACGUUUGCCUGACAUGGAUGGAUCUCACCAGCCUCGUUAGAUACCGCGUUAUCCCAGUUUCCUAUUUCCUCAAGAUGCUUCAGUCGCCUCGCCCGGGCGCAGCUGUAGGCAAGUGUGCCCUGGGUAUGGUGAACGGGAGUAUCGCAGAAGAUUUCAAUUUGAUGGGCGAAUACCUAUACGUGAUCGACCCCAUGACACUCAGAUUGUGUCCAUACGAAGGCAUCGCUAGCAAAGCUCCAGUUCUAGGUCCAGACGGCCAUCUCACUCUUGAAGUUGAACUCUGCCCUAGGACGACCCUCCAUCGUGUUGUCGAACGUGCGAGAGAGGAAGCCGGUGUAGAAUUUCUUGUUGGAUUCGAGACUGAGUUUAUUCUGUUGAAAUCGACGAACCCAAUCGAAGCCGUUAGCUAUCAUGAUUACAGUGCCUCCAAUGGCUUACCGACGGGAAGCGUCGAGUCACGGGUCCUCCGCGAGAUUUCCGACUUUUUAAUCAAGGCUGGGAUCGAGGUAACACUUUACCAUCCUGAAGGCGCUCCCGGUCAGUACGAAAUCGUGACCGGACCUUUACUUCCUUUAGAAGCCGCUGACGCGCUUAUCCACACUCGAGAGACCUAUCAUAAACGUCGCCGUGAAGCAUGGACUGAAAGCCACGUUCGCCCCCGUGUCUACAUGAGUAGCCCAGGUAGUGCAGCACAUACUCACAUUUCCCCCGUUGACGUCCUCUCUGCCGUAGAAUCAUCCUUCAUAGCUGGGGUCCUCAAGCACCUUCCUGCCAUGACGGCUGUUACACUUCCACACUCCAGCGUCGUACAAGCAUCUUCCGUUUUCCUCGACGGUACCGGUAAUCCACACCUAGCGCUUGCUCUGAUUUUGGCAUCUGGCACAGCUGCUAUUUUGGAUCAUGAAGAGCUGAUGGUAGAGGAUUGUCCUGGACCACAGAGCGCCGCGCAAUUAAGUGCGACUGAGCGCGAAGCUCUUGGGAUUACCGAACGGGUGCCCUUGGAUUGGAAUUCUGCCAGAGCGAACUUCACGUCUUCAGCCAUCGUGGAUAAAACGUUUGGACCGGAAUUGAAGGUUAAGUACCUAUCUGUUAACAAGGUAGGUUCGACCUUCAUUCGAAGUUGUAGUUGACAUAUUUUUCCUACUUAGUUACUUAGAGAUACGCUAGAACAAGAUGACACGGAUGGAACGUCUAACUCGCAUCAUGAAGUUCUACUGACCAGAGAAACAUUGGGUGUCGGUCCAAAGUUCCCAUACCAGCCAUAAAGCAUAGAUAAUGAAUGAUACUCAUUUGCAGCAGGAUUAUUGAGACCUGGGACUCGGGAGGUGUACGACGAUUUUCAUUGCAAACAAUUAUCUGUACAAAUGUAUGGUAACCUUCAAUUCUUGAAAAAGGGAAACUACAUGUACCCAAAGUCCUACGAUAGUUAGGUACACCAUAAUCAUUUAGAAACCUGCAGACCGUGGGAGUAAGUUGUCUUUACGGG